AUGUUCGUUCAGAAACUGACUCAUAAGAGCAUGCGGACCAGGUGCAUAGCAGUAUCCUUAAUACCAUGUCUUAUUGUUUCCUUGCAGGGGCCACUGUCAAACAGCCACCAUCCUAACCAAGAUCUUGAUAUUAAUAACAAUUCGAGGGAACACCCCUACUCGAUGGAGAUACUCGUAAACAGCCAUCCUGACCCAGUUUUUGAUAUUAAUAACAUUUUAACGGAGCACUCCUACUCGAUGAGGCUACUCGUAAACAGCCUCAACAGCCGUCCUGACCCAGUUCCCGAUAUUAAUAACAUUUUGACGGAACACUCCUACUCGAUGGGACCAUUCGUAAACAACCAUCCUGACCCAGUUUCUGAUAUUAAUAACAUUAUAACGGAGCACUCCUAUUCGAUGCAGAGACCAUCAAAUACCUAUGCACCUGUUCCACAUGCUCUUAUGAGUCAGUUUCUGAACGAACAUUCAUAUUGUAUGUACAGUGAACAACGGCAGAAGAAAAAAAAAGAAUUGGCCUUAAGAAAGAAAACAGCACCCAAAUCUACCGAUGCGACAUCAAACACUACUCCGAAUCCAAAAACCGGAAAAACUUAUGCGACGACUUUAAUAUUUCCAACUGACCCAUCAACACUCCAACAAGUACGAGAACCUCCUCCAGAAGCUGAACCACCACCAUGGCUUACACAGUUCCGGAAAUCUAUGAAUGGACUAGUACAGCAGCUUUAUCACCUUAAUAAAUUCAGUAGUGAACCUCGUUACCCAAAAAUGAGAGUAUACUCCAUUCUUAACUUCAAUUGUAACGGCCUGUCAGUCAAGAUAGAAGAAGUGGAAGCACUGUUAGCCAUCACUGAGCUCUCUAUUGCAAUCAUCACAGAUACUCGGACACUGGAUCGUCGCCCUUGCUUCCAGGGCUACUCAGUAGUCACUGAUGAAUCUUCUGAUCCUCAUGGAGGUCCACAACCACCCCACCUCAGACGACCUCCACCGCAUAUUAUGACGUUGAUCGAAUGUCGGCGAACAUUGAAAAAUAGGUGGUAUCGUACCAAGAACACCGAAGUUAAGAAAGUCUAA
Nezara viridula (southern green stink bug) is the source of this 1071-nucleotide messenger RNA. The record is from the annotation of a GenBank genome assembly. Lineage: Eukaryota; Metazoa; Arthropoda; Insecta; Hemiptera; Pentatomidae.